GAUGGUACUCUUAUUCAAACAUGGGCAUUCUUACGAGAAGCCAAUCGAACCGCCUUUGAGCACUUACGCCAACUAUCUCAGCUACUGCAAAGUUUGCACAUGGAUUUGCAAACAGUUGAGCGAGCAGUGACCUCGGUUCAACUAAAACAAACUCAAUUGUCAGAUGGGGAAAAACCCUAUGACUGGCAAACUGGUUAUGGUCAUUCCCAGUCCAAUUUGGUUCGAAGUGAUUCUGGGAAUGGUCUGUGUAUGGAUGCCGAAGAACAUGGUCGAAUUUUAGCACGUGUUCGUAAUUUGGGUGAAGAGUUUGUGCGACUGUUCCGACAAAGUGUACUAUUUCGUGAUGUGCCUCAAAUGCCCGGGCACGAUUUGCAUGUGCAUUUGGUCCGCUUGUUUUUUCUGCGUGUUGCUCCCGAGUUUGAUCGGUUGGCCAAUCAAUUGCAACAUAAUGACUUGUUUUCUGAUGUGACAAUGUUGGACUUGCAACGUAAAGCGAAUCAGUGCAAACAAACUGGUGGCGCGAAGAAGUCCAAUGCGAUGAAUUCUACCGCUCGGAUAUUGUCUAGCCAUGUGGAUCGAAUCCAGCCAGAGCAGGCGUCGGAAGAUAUUGCCAGUCUGCAAGCUGUGCUGCUAGCAACUGAUUCACAAUUUAAACAGCUUCGGUCAAGCUUUAUCAAACUCAUUCAAGACAAUCAGGAACUGAUUGAAACGGUCUCCUUGGAUCAGACUAAACUGGGCAAUACGGCCAAUUCCGGAAGCAGUUUUGUAACGAUGACAAUCCAAUUGACGAGGGACAAGAAUCGUUUGGUUCGCCUCGAAUCAGUGCAAACGAUCUACAAUCCAUUCACCGAGCUCAUCGAUCUAAUUGUCUCCGGUUUGGUGAUGGCUUUUCUUGCCGUGUUUCUUCUCGAUGUCUGUACGACUAAUCAAACCCCGGUUCGAGGUUGGAUGUGCUGUAAUGAUUCCUCGAUCAGCACAAUUGAGGACCCUUCACCAACUAAACCUUCACUGAUUAUUCACACCGGAUGCGAACCUAUUCCCGAUUGCGCUGAUCGACCAUCGUCCGUUUGUCAAGCACCACCAUCACCUCACUCGUCCACAGAUUUCUAUCGAACACUUCGGCCAUGCGUAGAUCACCGAACUAGCAGAUCUACGUUUGCUCGACCUUGUACGCUGUGUCCCGUUUGUACCUCCUCAGACUGGCCCGUACUUACACCAACAUCCGUACCCAAUCAGGUAUGA
Echinostoma caproni is the source of this 1242-nucleotide messenger RNA. NCBI's taxonomy places the organism in Eukaryota, Metazoa, Platyhelminthes, Trematoda, Plagiorchiida, Echinostomatidae. The record is from the annotation of a GenBank genome assembly.